AUGUGUAGCAUUGAGGGCCCGCCACUCAAAAAACUGCGACCGCAGCCGCUCACGCCCACAGACCCUAUUCCCAUUUAUUUGGACUACAAUGCCACUACACCACUCUGCAUGGAAUCUUGGAGGGCCAUGUCGGCUAUUGUACCAUUUUCGUGGGGGAACCCCAGUUCAGUCCAUCCAUAUGGUUUGGCGGCAAAAUUUGUGCUGGAUGAGGCGAGGGGGAAAGUAGCAAACGCCAUUCGUGCGGUAACUCCUGCGAAUGUUAUUUUCACUUCGGGUGGGACGGAGGCUAAUAACUUAGCAAUAAUCGGCGGGUUCACGGCAUUGCGGGAACGGUUUCCAAGUCGACACUAUAUAAUUACGACAAACGUUGAGCACCCCGCCGUUGAGGAAGUGUUAAAGUUUUUGGAAAGAGAGCAUUCGGCAGUGGUGAAGGGAGGAGAUAGACGCAUGUCAGGUGGAAAAAAGCAACAGCCACCACCCGUAGAGGUGUACCGCUUCCCUGUCGAUCCUAGGACCGGUUGCGUGCGCACCGACGAGUGGCGCAAACUUCUACUCGAACUUCCGGGUGGCCCACAAAACGUUGCACUAGUAACAGUGAUGCACGCCAACAAUGAAAUUGGUGGUAUUAAUCCUAUUGAUGACCUCGUGAAACUUGUGAAGGAAAUAUGUGGUGAGGAAACACUGUUUCACACUGAUGCAGCACAAUCUAUCGGGAAAGUGCCCGUAAAUGUCAGCGCCAUGCGCGUUGACAUGCUGUCCAUUUGUUCGCACAAAUUCUAUGGCCCAAAGGGUGUUGGUGCGUUAUAUGUCAGGGAUGGUGUGCGUAUACGAAAUAUUCUCUUCGGAGCAAAUCAUGAAAAUGGUGCACGCCCAGGCACAGAGAAUGUGCUCUUGGUAACAGGUAUGGCGGAGGCGCUUCAUGUGGCCUGCAAGAACCUAACCGCAAACGCUGCCACAAUGCGCAAUACUCGCGACGAAUUAUUUCGGGUGAUAAAGCAAGAAGUUUCCAAGGUGGGUAUGGAUUGUGUGUUGAAUGGUGACAUCGACCAUGCUCUUCCUAAUACAUUGAGUGUUGCAUUGUUUAAAGUGACAGAUAGUGGUAAGCGAAGAUACAUUUCCGCCCACGGACUCAUUCAGGCGGUCGGUGAUAAGGUGUGCAUGUCCUCGGGCGCGGCCUGCCAUUCUGCAGAGGAGAACGUUGUUGUUUCCGCCUCACUGCGCAGCGUUGGUGUGGAUUUGGAUCGUGCGGUAGGCACACUCCGUCUUUCUACAGGACGAACAACAACGAUGGCGGAGGUGCGGCGAGCGGCUCGCAUCAUUGUUCGGCGGGCCGUGCAACAGUUCGGUGAGUUUUAG
Trypanosoma brucei brucei TREU927 is the source of this 1356-nucleotide messenger RNA. RefSeq names its product cysteine desulfurase, putative. The record is from RefSeq and is a predicted model, not a curated record. Gene Ontology annotation, molecular function: cysteine desulfurase activity. Gene Ontology annotation, biological process: iron-sulfur cluster assembly. The transcript has a single exon. The coding region runs from base 1 to 1356 and encodes 451 amino acids. NCBI's taxonomy places the organism in Eukaryota, Euglenozoa, Kinetoplastea, Trypanosomatida, Trypanosomatidae. Gene Ontology annotation, cellular component: mitochondrion; cytosol.